Branchiostoma belcheri (Belcher's lancelet) is the source of this 875-nucleotide messenger RNA. Its product is annotated as pseudouridine-5'-phosphatase-like. Gene Ontology annotation, molecular function: phosphatase activity. Lineage: Eukaryota; Metazoa; Chordata; Leptocardii; Amphioxiformes; Branchiostomatidae. The record is from RefSeq and is a predicted model, not a curated record. The coding region runs from base 48 to 746 and encodes 232 amino acids. The transcript is spliced from 5 exons.
GGUCACGCCUCUGCGAUCAGCUGUUUGGUGUAACAAGACACGAAGACAUGGCGAGCACGAGGAAGUUCAAACCGGUUACCCAUGUUAUCUUCGACAUGGAUGGGCUCCUGCUGGACACAGAAGACAUCUACACCAAAGUGUUUGAGGAACUGGUGGCACCAUACGGCCAUACGUUUGACUGGACCAUCAAGGCACGUAUGAUGGGGGUGACACCUCAAGAGGGUGCCAGAUACCUGAUUCAGAAACUAGACCUUCCCAUAACUGAGGAGCAGUACCAUGAAUGGUGUGCCAAGAGAUAUGCAGAACUCAUGCCUACAGCUAAGCUGCUACCUGGUGCAGAGAAGGUUGUACGUCACCUCCACAAACACAAGGUCCCAGUGGGUCUCUCAACGGGAUCGGACGCAGAAAAGUUCAACACCAAAACGACCAAUCACAGGGAGUUUUUCAAGCUGUUUGACCCCCUGGUGACCUGUGGCAGUGACCCUGAAGUAAAACAUGGCAAGCCUCACGCUGAUGCAUUCCUGGUGCCUGCAACAAGGUUUCCCGAUAAACCAGACCCAGCCCAGUGCCUGGCCUUUGAAGACUCCCCAAAUGGUGUAGACUCUGCACUGAAUGCUGGGAUGCAGGUUGUGAUGGUGCCACACCCCAAACUGGACCGGAGUCUCUGCACCAAGGGCACGCUUGUACUGGACUCCCUGGAGGAUUUCUGCCCAGAGGAGUUUGGACUGCCUGCUUAUGAUAGCUAACCCUUUUAUAGGAAACUGAUUUUAUUAUUUUACAUCCUUGAGCUGUAAUAUUUCAUAUGAUACAAGACAUGCAAUGUAUGUCCUUGUUCCAUUUCAUUUUAACAACUGUUCAACUGUAGGGGUAAGAAU